Molecule: messenger RNA, 3996 nt
Organism: Pocillopora damicornis (cauliflower coral)
Lineage: Eukaryota; Metazoa; Cnidaria; Anthozoa; Scleractinia; Pocilloporidae
Product: sodium/calcium exchanger 2
Biological process (GO): cell communication; calcium ion import across plasma membrane; sodium ion transmembrane transport
Cellular component (GO): axon; postsynapse; sarcolemma
Molecular function (GO): calcium:sodium antiporter activity
Source: RefSeq, a predicted model, not a curated record
AACGAGACAAGGCAAUGCAAGGCAGCAUGCUUAUUAACAAGCGUCGGUGAAAAACGCUGUCAACAGUACAAGCGGCAACGUAAAAGAACAUCUUAAAGGCGGCAUCCAAGGGAAAACCUUGGAAAAUAUCCACCAGUGUUUUCGCCCAUCUGGAGUUGUAAACAGUGUGGAGGACCGAAUCCAUGGCGGCGAAGGCAGAUAUUAGAAACAACGUGGAAUGGAAAAAAUGACCAGACAGCUGACUGGCUGCUCAUUAACUCAUUAGCACAGCAAGACGACCUGACAUAAGCAAGAAACUAUAAUGUUGGGUUACCAUUACAACGUCUUUGACUACAUGACACAGAAAACGUGCAUACGAUCGCUUGGAAGGGUACAAUUCUCGCUACAUUCAAUUGGCUCUGUUGCGAGCGCUGGUCAAGUCCUUCUAUAGGCGUAAAUUGAUUUUGUUUUGGAUCAAGUUAUAAUUUAGCGAGCUUGUCAAGUAUAAUAAUGGUCUACUUCACGAACUACUCGAAAGGAUACGUUGUGGAGUAUGAAACUCCGUGUUUUAAAAGCUGGCUUCUACUACCAGCCGAGAAUUUAUGGAGUGAUGGAGUUCGAGGAUUUCUAUACACAGUUGCCAUGUUCUAUAUAUUUCUAGGGAUCGCUAUAAUCGCCGAUAUUUUCAUGAGCUCUAUCGAGGUAAUAACAAGUAAAAAGCGCAAAGUUACACGCUACGAUUCCGAAAAGCAAGAACGCGUUGAGAUCGAAGUAUUUGUAUGGAACGAAACCGUGGCUAAUUUGACUCUUAUGGCGCUGGGAUCUUCCGCGCCAGAGAUUCUUUUAGCUGUGGUAGAGACGGUUCAAAAUCUAGGAAACGUACCGGACGCAUCACAGGAGGACAAAGAUGGUCUUGGUACUUUUACCAUAAUCGGAUCAGCUUCAUUUAAUCUGCUUCUUAUCACGGCACUAUGUGUGGUAAGUGUUCCCAGCGGAACCGUAAAAAAGAUUCGCGAAUUUGGAGUCUUUAUUGUCACUUCUGUGUGGUCGCUGUUCGCGUAUGUCUGGCUGUUGGUGGUGUUGAAAUGGUCCUCGCCUGACGAGAUCGAGUUAUGGGAAGCGUUCGUGACGCUGAGUUUUUUUCCUCUUCUUGUCAUCACAUCUUGGUGUCAGGAUAACGGCUGGUGGUGUAAGCGAGGCAGAAUUAUAAGCGUUGAAAGUCCCGAGGUUCGCGUGAUUGGGCUCACAGAACCUGGGAGUCCAAUGAUGACUCAUCGUUCAAUGGAACUAAGAGCUUUAGAGCAGCACUUUCGACAUGCUGCAUUACGCAGCAUCACAAGACAGAAACCUGGUAUAAAAGAACCUGUUAAGGACCAGGAGGAACAAUUAAAUAUGCUAUCAAAAUCUCUUUAUGGGUCUAGAGUUUUUGGCGGAGAUGAAAAAACCUUUAGCUUCAGUUCAGCAUCAUAUUCAGUUGUAAAAAGUGCAAAGAAACUAACUAUUGAAGUGCAACUCAGUCAAAGGAUAGCAAGAUCGCCUUGUGUUCCACGUAAAAAACUUCAAUUAUCAGCUCCUUAUGACCCAUCAACACCCAUUGUUAAUGGCAAAUGGGAACAGCUUGCAAUUCCAAUCAUCAAAGCUGAUUUUCCGGAAAGUAAUGGUGUCCCUUUGUCAAAUCCAAAAAUAAAUGGAGAUUUACCAGCAAGGGAGAGUGUAUACAACAUACGAGAUGCUGUGUCCACAGAGAACAAUAGUGAAUUUCAACUUUCAGAGGAUUCUGCUCAGUCACAAGCUACAACAUUUUAUGUGGAUUAUGAGACUCGCGAUGGAAGUGCUAAACAUGGAAAGGACUACCAUAAUUUAAAAGGCACAUUGACAUUUUGUCCAGGAGAAACCAAGAAGACAUUAACAAUUACAAUAGUCCAUCAUGAUGGAUAUGCAUUGGAAAAAGACUUCUAUAUACUGUUAAAGAAUCCUGUAGGAACUGCUGAAUUGGGAGAACCAAACUUGGCAAGAAUCACAAUAAUAGAUGAUGAUGAGCCUGGUGAAUUCUCCUUUGAAAAAGCAAGUUAUUAUGCAAAUGUAGUUACUGGUGAUGUCAGUUGUACCAUAAUUAGAAGGAAAGGUUGUGAUGGCACAGUCACACUGACUUACAACACCAUGAACGGUACAGGCAGUGGUGGGACAGAACAGGAACUUGAACAGAAGAGGUGUGAUUAUGAACAGGCAGUUGGUGGAAAGUUGUAUUUUCAACAUGGUGAAACAUCCAAGCAACUAAUAAUAAGAGUGAAUCCUGACUGUAAGAAUAAAAACUUUAUUGUGUUAUUGAGUGAUAAAAGCCCUGGUGCUAAAAUAGGACAGAAAAGUGCAGCAGUUAUAAACAUUACAAAUGCUUGGCAAACUCCUGGGUUGUGCCAUAGGACUUAAGAACAGUGUUACAGGAAUCACUAUCAUAGCAAUUGGUACUAGCUUACCUGAUACCUUUGCCAGCCGCUCUGCUGCAUUGCAAGAUAUUGGAGCAGAUGCCUCAAUUGGGAAUAUCACAGGGAGUAACAGUGUGAAUGUGUUUCUCGGUCUUGGGUUGCCAUGGGUGAUAUCAACUUGUUAUCAUGCAGUGAAGAAGACAAAGUAUAUUGUGUACAGUGGUAAUCUAACUUUCUCUGUGCUGGUCUUCACAACUUUUGGACUCAUUUGCCUUGCAACCCUUGUCAUUAGAAGAAUGAUUUUUGGAGGAGAGCUUGGUGGUCCUGCAACAUCAAAACACAUGACUGGGUUCUUCUUGGUUUUCUUGUGGUGUUGUUAUGUUGUGGUAUCAGCACUUGUGGCAUAUGACAUCAUUCCUGUUGGUCUCUGACACCUUUAGCACAAACACUUAUUUAUGGAGUUGCUUCACCACAUUGUGUGGACAAUCAAAUUGAAAUUGUUCUGAUUUGUCAAAUUACUUUAGAAGAAUGGCAACAUGACUUAGGAGACUAAUAUUGAACCACCAAGGAACAAAAAUCUGAGCAACUGUGUUGAACCCAUCUGGCUACAUGUCAAUAUCUACCGCACAUAGGGGAAAAUAUUGGUGGACUCUGUGGCUUUGGAUGGAGUUGUUUUAAGUUACAGAGUUGUGUGUGAAAGGGUCAAAUACAAUUGGGUGUAUCUCAGAGGAAAUGCCUUUGUUGCUGGAAAUACCAGGUUGGAAAGAUUUGGGUUUGUGAAUGCCUUAACUUGGCAGAAAUAAUUAAAUUGUAUUUUCCCUGUGUUCCAGGGCAGUGUGAUCAAAAUGAGUGAAAGGAUUACCCUUUUAAAGGACACAGACAGUGAAGCAAAAUCUAGGCCAUAGGCUUCUGGUCAGAAUUGUGACCUGUUCUAAGGCCUAUGUGUAAAUUGGAUUUUGCAGUUUAACUAUGGACAGAAGCACUACAACAGCCUAAAAAUUCCAAGUCUUCAAGAAAAUAAAGCCAUCCAUCGCCAUAACUAAGCCUGGUUUGAUACAGAAUCAACUGUGAGGCCUGAAUGUGACACAAAAAGGAGGUUUUAUAUGUCUAGAAAUAGAUUCAUAUUUAUGAGGAAGUCUUGUGCUUAGCUUUAAUUUGAAAUUGAGAGAUUUUUAGAAAGGAAAUGGCUUCAGUUGAAGAUAGCCAUUGCAUGAUGCAUGGUUCUUAAUAGUGAGGUGGCAAAAUUAUUUUCAAACACAACAGGACCCACCUCUGUUUAUGAAAUCUGUUCCAACAGAGGAGAGAACACCUGAGAUCACAAUAGCUCUUAUUCAAGUUGUCAGUUUGAAUCUGCUAGUAAUUCUUGACAUGCAAUAUAAGAUUUACAUUAUAAAAUAAUUUAUCAACAGAUUAUUGUAAAUAUAUUGUUUGUUGUAAAUAGUACUUUACUGCAGAAACAGAGUGGAUGUAAUUUAUUUCCAUUAUUGCAGUCUGUAGGCCAAAUAAUAAAAGCUUGCUUCUGUGUGUCAGUAUUAUUUUGUACAAAUGUUACAAAUUUACUAAUAAAAUUGAACUGUAGAUGGAAAAAGAUGAA